Rhizophagus irregularis DAOM 181602=DAOM 197198 is the source of this 1931-nucleotide messenger RNA. The record is from RefSeq and is a predicted model, not a curated record. Lineage: Eukaryota; Fungi; Glomeromycota; Glomeromycetes; Glomerales; Glomeraceae.
AUAAUGUGAAAAUUCGAUGUAGUUACGUAAAAUUGUGACAUAUUCGAAUUUUAUAAAUAUAGACGUCAUCAAUGGAUUUUUACCGAUUCUCUAUUUUAAAAUUUAUGAUAUAAUAUUUAGUUAAAUUAGCAGCACAUUCCUUAAAAUAUAUUUUAUAAACAUUUACCUUGCUUUUUCUAAAAACAUGGAGAACGAUGGGGUUUUGACUUCUGAACCCAUUAAAGUUGACGAGUUUACAAAACCUCUUGAAGGUACUUCUGAAGAAUCCAUCUCUCUGUCUGACGGCGGGAUCCGUGAGGCGACUGAAGCUGAGAUAUUAGAUAGUCUUGGUGAAGAGGAGAAUUUGAUAUCGAGCUGGUUUAGUUCUUUUUGGGUCUCUUCUCAUGAUACGAACGGGGAAGUGUCUGAUAAGGACGAUCCCGAGUUUGCUCGUUUCAAGCAAGGAUUACUUGAUAGUUUAAAUAACGGAUCAACACCAGAACCUAUUAGUCAAAUAUCAAAAGAUAAUUCAAUUUGGUUGAUGGGUGUUUGUUAUGAAGUCAGUGGUGAUCGUAAUUCAAGUGAAUCUAACGGUUCUUUCUAUGAAGGAUCACAUUAUUAUUACACUACACCCGGAUCUUUUCCGCAUCUUUCAAUGCAACAACAGACAUUAUCGCCAACUAAUUUCCCAGCUGAAUUUUAUCAAGAUUUUACUUCACGGAUAUGGUGUACAUAUAGACACAAUUAUGCACCUAUAAAACCAACACACUUUACAAAUGAUGGAGGAUGGGGUUGUAUGUUAAGGUCAAGUCAAUCAUUGCUUGCAAAUGCUUUAAUAAUUCAGUUUUUGGGCAGAGAAUGGCGAAGAAUAAAUAGAGGUGAAGAUUCAUGGGAUAGAUAUGUAGAGAUUCUUGCAUGGUUUAUAGAUGACAUGUCAUCACGAUGCCCCUUUUCCGUUCAUCGUGUCGCUCUAUUAGGUAAACAACUUGGAAAGAAUAUUGGUGAAUGGUUUGGUCCUCUAACCGCCUCCCAAGUUAUAAAAGCUUUGGUAGAAGAUUAUUCAGCCGCACAAUUAAGUGUACACGUUGUAACAGAUGGAGUAGUAUAUAAAAAUGAAGUAUACAAGGUAGCAAAAAAUAAUCGAUCUGGAAGGGAUUUUUUUCAGUCCGUUUUGAUUCUCGUCUCCACACGGUUGGGAACCGAUAACCUCAAUCCAAAAUAUUAUGAUGCUUUAAAGGCUUAUUUUAGAUUUCCACAUAGUGUAGGAAUAGCCGGAGGAAAGCCGUCUUCUUCGUAUUACUUUAUUGGAACACAAGGAGAUGACUUAUUUUAUCUUGAUCCACAUCAUUCAAGGCCAGCGUUAGAAUUGAAAGCCAUACAAGAAUUCACUGAAGAAGAAAUGGCAACUUUUCAUUGUGAUACAUUACGUAAAAUACCAAUUUCACAAUUGGAUCCUUCCAUGUUGCUGGGAUUUUAUUGUCAGAAUAGUGAAGAAUUUGAGAAUUUUUGUAAUCUCGUUGAAGAGAUCAGCAAAGAUCACAUGCCUGUUUUUACUAUUGAACAAGAAGAACCAGUUUAUAACAGUGACGUGGAUUUCAUUUCAGAAGAUGAUGAGCUAGGUAAUUCUGAAAAGGAAGAAGAGGAUAUAGUAGAUGUAGCUGAAAAUGAAGCAGAAUUGUGAAAAAAAUAUAUAAUUCAAAACAAAUAAUUCAAAAUUUUCUAAAAAAAAAAAAUGUAUUUAAUAAUGUCAAUAAUAAUGAUUAUAAUUAGUUAUCUUUCCAAAUUAUUGUGUCAAAUUUUUUUAUAUAUGUAUUAUUUUGUUAUUAUUAUUAUUUUUUAAUAGAUUUUCGAGUUAAUCUAUAAAUCUAAAGUGAUAUUGAUUCACGUGAUAUUUAAAUUGUGGUAAUAAAAAAUUUUUCCACUUUAAUUUCAAGUGGUAUUCCUUAUUUAAA